GCAAAAAGAAGAAAAAAACGUAUAUAUGCAUGCAUAAAAAGAAACGUGAUAAUACAAGCAGAAAAAAAAUCGUUUAACUAAAUUUGGAAUAAGUGGAGAAUAAAAAGCAAUUUUUGUGAGAAUGAGCAUGAAUAUGUGUUUGUGUGCGAGUAAAUGAGCAAUGUACGGCUAACAACAAAAAGCAAAGGAAGAAGUGCAAAAAAGUUGUGAUUGUACUAGAAAGAAAAAUCUACAGCAUAAAAGAAAUUCUAAUUAAAAAAAUAGAUGAAGUCGUUUUGAGUUCAAAGAAAGCAUAAAAUUAAUAGAAGUUAAAGUCACAAAUAUAUAUAUAUAUAUAUAUAUAUAUAUAUAUAUAUAGAAAAGCAAAAAAAAAGGAAAAUUUUUAAUAAAGUUAAUUGAAAAAGAGCGCACAAUAAUAAUUUCACUGGCAGAAAGUCGAAAAUUUGUACAAAGAAGCAAAGUAAAUUUCUUUGGUGUUAUUUUAUGGCCAAGGCUGGCCAGUCCGAGUGACCAUCAGUACACGCCUAAAGCAUAUAUUGUGUACAUGUGUGCCGCUUUGGCUAUUGUACUUCUUUUUUAUUUAAUUGACUUUUUUACCCAUUUGAACGUUUGGCGUGUUUGAUAAUUUUCAUCGGCCGCUUUGAAAGUUGAUUGAAAAUAGCAGUAGCAAAGGUAAAAAAAAAACAAAAAAAACUUGUUCUUCGAAUUGAACAAAUACUGAGCGCUGUCAAUAGCACAAGGCGUUAACGCCAACGUUGUCCGUCACCUUCAACAUUCGCAACGAUCACACUUGAGAGAGCAGCAACAGCAAUAGGAGAGCAAGAGUAACAACAAUAAUCAGUAAUCAGACAACAAAACAUAAACAACAACUUUUUUAAAAGGAAAAAAGAAAACAACGAAAUCGCUACAACAGCAAAACAGUAGAAAAUUACAGAAAUGGAUGAAGAUGAAAACAAUUUAGCCAAUAGCGACAUGAAUAACGACGACGAUGAUGAUGACACCGAUGUUGAUGAUUUUGAUGACGAUCUACUCGCCGGAGUAGAAGUAGCUAUGGCAGCGGCCACUGCCGCAUCAUUGGUUGAAUCGGAUGUGGAAAUUAUAACAUCACCCUCGAACUUGUCCAUUAGUUCAGCUACCGUAAAUAAUGUAAUAAGCGCCACGGCCGGCGAUGUGUCUGAUAUGAGGACGAUUGGUAGCAUCAGUGAGUCUGCGUCUAGUGAGCCGACUUCUAGGACAACAGUGGAUUUACCUUCAAGCCUCCUAGAGUUGCGAGAACUUGAGCCAGUUACCAGUAGGGAGGGAAACGAUAAUGAUGCAUUAGCUAGUAGCUCUUCAAUGGCUUCAACGUCAACUGGAAUCAGUAGCUCUUUCGAUUAUACAAGUUUAACAAGUGCAGCAGGUGUUACAACAAGUAGUUCUAAUAUUUCCGUCGGAUUAAAUAACGCAAAUACAAAAUUAAAUUUUUAUCGUAACUUGUCCCGUUCGACCAAAACAACAGUUGAUAGCAGCUCGGAAGCUGCUGUUGACGGUGCAUCGUCUAGCUGCAGUGGCGGCGCUAAGCCUAGUUUUUGCUUCGGUACAUCUUCGUCCAGUUUGCGGACCCGUAAAGAAGUUGCCGCUUUUAUUAAUGCAGAAUGCUGUCGUGGUGGUCCCACGCCUGAUCUAAAUUCCAUCAUGGACACAUUAUUCAAUCCCAGCACACUUAUCGAUAAUCCCGAUAAUAUCGAGUGGAUACGUUGGCUAAUUGCAGGAGGUCGCACACCACAAGAAUUCGUCAAAAUUGUGCGCAGUUAUGAUAAUCAUGCUAAAUGUGGUCUGGUGUGGGUGCCACAUGUGGUAGCUUACCGAUGUCGAACUUGCGGUAUCUCGCCUUGCAUGUCCAUUUGCCGCGAUUGCUUUAAGAAAGGUAAUCAUACCAAUCAUGAUUUCAACAUGUUUCUUUCACAAGCCGGUGGAGCUUGUGAUUGUGGAGAUACGUCUGUAAUGAAGGCAGAAGGAUUUUGCAGUGAUCAUGGCAUUAAUAAUCGAGUAAAUAAGGAACCAGUACCCGCAAAUUUAUUGGCUGUUGCCGAGGCUAUUAUGCCGAAAUUAUUAUUUCGUUUAUUGCAACAUUUUCGCGAGCAUAGUGACGCUACAUCACAAACUUUCAAUUUAGCUGCCCAUUUAUGCGAGGAGUUCACCAACAUGUUAAUCGAUUUAAAUAAUAUGGGCGAAAUAAUGCGCAAAGUUAUGACGAGAGCUUUGAUUAGCAAAGAGGUCUACAGUUGUAAUGAUGUUAGCACACUUUCAUCUCGUCACGUUAAAGUGCUGCGAAGGAAUCGUGAAAAAUAUGAGGAAGCGGUGAAUCGAUUUCCUCGACCCGAACCGCCUGAUGAUUAUAAGGAUUUACCAGCUUUGGGUGCGAAAUUAGAGCAUACCACACUGCUUGAAGAAUUCAUAUUUUGGACAUUUAAAUUUGAAUUUCCUCAAAAUUUAGUAUGUUUUCUACUUAAUAUGCUCCCUGAUCAAGAUUACAAAGAGCAUUUAACGCGCACCUUUGUAAUGCACUACAGUCGCAUACCAUCUGUAUUAGAAAUGUCUCGGGAUCCGGACACAUUAAGCAAUCGCGUUGUGCACAUGAGCGUGCAGCUAUUUUCGAACGAAAGCUUGGCACUCAAAAUGGUUAAGGAACUAUCAUUGUUACAUGUUAUGAUCAUAAGUCUAAGAUUGAUGAUGUCCAAAAUACUCAUACAAAAUACUUUGCACGAUCCAGCGAAAAAUUUUCAUUUUGUAAUUGAUUGCACACGGCAAGUAAUGAAGGACCAUUGCUAUUGGCCAUUAGUAUCCGAUUUCAAUAAUGUAUUGUCCCAUGAAUCGGUGGCUUUGGUUUUCUUACGCGACGACAAUUUAAUAGAUAUGUGGUUUCAAUUCCUUUCCAUGUUGCAAGGUAUGAAUGUUAAUGUGCGUGAAACUGCCUCCCAUGUUGAAUUCGAGCCAAACUCAUACUAUGCGGCGUUUUCAUGUGAACUGGAAGCGAGUGCUUAUCCUAUGUGGUCGAUAAUCUCUCAUUUACAGGACGGCAAACAUGCUCAUUUGGCCAAAAAAAUUAUAAAUGAUUGUGUGACAACGCUCCACGAAUGGUUAGACGCCAUAUACUACCAGGAACCAAAAAUUUCACAGGAGGAAAUGUUACAAGCUUCAUUUCAUUUUCCUUUGCAUCGCUACUUGGCUGCUUUCGUUUGCCAGGCGGUUACGAAAAUGGGUAUGUCUCUUUCAGAAGUCUUACCUACACGGUCGUAUAUUCUUCCAUUACUGAUGAUGCAUCCAUUAAGAGUUCAGAGCUUCUUUUAUGAGAUUUUAGCCGGUAUAUGGGUGCGAAAUGGUUUGCAAAUCAAAGGCCAAGCAAUGACUUAUAUACAAGCAAAUUUUUGUAAUUCAAUGGCCGAUAUGGAUCUUUUCUUUUUGCAAAUUUGUGCAACGAAUAUGGCUCAGUCGUUCUUUUUACAACAUGCUAUUGAUAUGUUUGGUGUCAGCCAAUGGCUCGAGUUGGCCCCUUUAAAACAACCACAAAAAGUAGACCAGACGUCAAUGCUGGAGGGAUUUCUUACUUUUCUGGCUACUUUGGUUACAAGUCGCACUAAUCUAGGAAAUGAUGAGGCCACUCAAUGCAUUAUCGAAAUUAGUGCUUUACUCGCUACUGAAAAUAAAACGCAUUCUCAGUUGCUUGAAUUAAUGCCUGAGAGGUCGGGCAAUGUACACACUAAGAAUUUUGAAACGUUUCUGAAACAAUUGUCUGUCUACAAAGCGCCGUCGGCAGGUUCAGACAAUUUGGAGCAAGGUCUGUUUACACCGAUUGACGAAGUAUGGGAACAAUAUUACGAUCCUCUACACGUUCUGUUAAGGGCUGUACAUCGUAGAGAUUUUCAGUCGUCUUUGGAUCGAUUCACUAAUUAUGUGAAAUCAAAAAAUAAAAUGCCGGUAAGCGGUAAUUUGUGGCCGCCGUUUCGUUUGCCUCGUCCAGUGGGACCAGCGUUUAGUGAUCCUUGCCGCAUUCUUGGCUCACGAGUCUUCCAUUCUACUAUAUUGUCAAUACUUCAUAGAGCGGUAUACUCACGGGAUGUUUCCGAACACUUGCUCGCCUUGGCUAUAUUUCUUUUAGAAGUAGCUAUUGAAACUAGCGAGGAGACAAAGUUUUCCUGCAAUGAUAAAGCGGCCGUUGUUGAGUGUGAGGACAAACAUAAACCAUGUUAUCCGUAUGGUAUGCGGAGAGAACCACCCAAGUUGUUCAAAUGUUAUCCGACUGAUAACCUUAGUUGUAAUUUACGCCAUGUGGUAUCGAAAAUAUCAUUAAAAUCACAAGAUCCUAAGGUGACACCAGCCCAUUUCCGUUCUAAUCCCUUUUACUCAGAUAUAGAGUAUAUAGUUCCUGAUGGAUCAGAUGCCGCUAUGAAUAUGUCCACUACCUGGGAAUAUGAAGAAAUGGCUCGAAACUUAAGUGUAGUACGAAGCAAUCCGUCACCAAACGCAACUUCUACCGCUAUUGUACCGAUGCGCUUACAAAACAUGGAAGUAGCUCUACCGCCUGAUCUUUCAGUAGUACCCGAAACUGGUUUAGUUAUCCGUCAAGAUAGUCAAGACGACGAUUCUCUUAGAGAAACUAACAAUGCACUAGAAAAUGUUGGUUCGACUCCUGCCGUGGAAUUUCGAUUUUCAUUGCAACCCAUUACUUUGCCAGAGACGGGAAUGGAAGUAGCUUUACCUGAUAAUGCAAACAUAUCCGGUAACAAUAGCACCAGACUCGCAAAUCAACACCAGCCACACAAUCAGAGGCAACAACAAAAUGAAAUGUUCUCCCCUACAAAUAGCUCCUCUAUGGGUAUGCUUAUGCCUUUUCCUCGAGUACAACCUGUUUCUCUAUUACCCAGUAGUAACAGAGAUAUCGUGCCUUCUAAUCCAAUGGUACCCGGCGUGACAGCUAUAGGUCAUAUAGGCACACGCCGACCUUAUGAAAAUAUAAAUCGUAAACGAACUGUAGAUAAUGCAAUUGAUAGCCCCAAAGAUGAGGUUCCGAUUGAGGAGAGCAUACUCUCUCUAUUACUUAAAUUACAUUCUCAGCUUAGCGGAACCUUGGAUAGUUUCUCUCUAACUGAUGGUGACGAAGAAUAUAUAUAUGAUGAAGAACACACCGCCACACAAAACAUGGAUAUUGAUUACGAUGAGGGAGCCAGUACCUCUUCAGCAGCAGCCUCUAGUCAAAGUUCAACCCAGUUUCCAAAGAGGAGACAAAUUAAAGUAUCAGAUUCACGUAUAGGUGACGGUCCACACUUUAUUGGUAAUUUAUUAAGAAAAAUAGCGAAACACGACGAAUUGUGUGCCGAAAAUAUCGACGAAAUACGCCAACGCCUUUGGCCUAAUCAAAGAGAAAAGCAGGCUGAGCAGAAGGCACGUGAAGCCAAAGAGAAGGAAGAACGUCGUAAAAGAGCACGCGAAAGGCAAAUGAAAAUGAUGCAAGAAUUUGCCAAUAAACAAAAAGAGUUCAUGCAGACCGCAGCGGCCAAUAAUAUGGACACUGGUAUUGACGAUGAAGAUGAAAUAUAUGAAGAACAACCUCGUGAAAAAGAAUAUGAUUGUAUAAUUUGUAAUUGUACGUCAGCGAGUACUGAAUCGAAUCCCAUUGGCCUUGUUGUUUUGGUGGAAUCAAGUGGCAUUGUGGGUCAUCGCAGACGGAGUCCUGAGCGCCUGCCUUUACCUUUAUGUUCUGACGAUGAAGAACGUCUUAAGCACAGCUCACGUUUAGCCAACGAAUUUAAUCGUCGCACAGAACUGUUAAGCUUAAAAUACGGAGAAGAGUCGUGGUAUUUGUCAAAUAACAUGGCUUACGAGAAUGGUGUUCACGUGCAAUCGUGUGGUCACCACGUUCAUCUCAGUUGUUUAGAUGCUUACCUCAAAACUUUGUAUGCCACACAAAGGCAACAUUUACAUGAACUUGGUGAGUUUUACUGUCCUGUAUGUCGGCAAUUGUCAAAUUCGGUAUUGCCUUUGAGUCCACAAUUGGAUAGACCAACACCAAUGGUAAGAUCGGGUGUUCAAUCAUUUGAGCAACUUGUGGCAGAGCUAACAAAUCUUAUUAAGGAGAAUGAGAAACCACCGCAGACUUCUACCAAGCUAUCGGAAGCCAUGGGCCGUGCCAUGAAAGACAUGACUAAUAUAACGCAUGGUAAAAUGAAACGUGUACCCCCGACGUUUCGUAGUUUGUUUAUAUUCGUGACGUCAAUAGCUCGCACUAAUUUGGAAUCAGAAAUUAUCCAAAGAGGAGGCUCACUAUGCUCAAUUAAUGCUACUCGCUACAAACCAAAACGAGAAUGUAUAGUACCGCUAUUGCAUGUACUGUCAGUCCAUGUGCGGGUGCUUGCGGAAUGGCCAUUGUGGAGUUCUUGGGCUUCAUUAGCGGGUAUGACAGUAACUGAAACAGCGCCAGCACCUGCGCAUUGCCGUGAAGUGAUACCGAGUCUUUUGGCAGAUCCGAUAGCAUUGUUAUUGAAGUUUAUACUAUUGGCUCCGUUGCAUCUGGAUCAAGAAUUUUUCACUUGUAUGGUCAAAGUAAUGUAUAAUCUGUUAUACUACCAAAUUAUUCUGCAACUAUGCGUAAGCCUUAAUGAUCUCGAGUGCGACUAUAUUAUGUCCCAUUUUAAUAUCACACCCUCGGCCGAACUGAGUCCAGCUUCAAGCCGCCGCAGCUCGGUUUUACCAGCAUUACCUACCAACAUUUCCUACUUAGGUCGCUCGAUGGCGUUAGUCUUAAAGCACACUAAUCGCUUAACUCAUCUAAGGCGUGAAAGCAUACCUUCCACGUCAGCGGCGGCUUCAGCGACUUUUUCUAACACUUCCUUAAACAUCUCGCCAUCGUCGUCCAACAAUUCUGUUUGCAAUGUCUAUGUUAACUUAAAAUCGAUGGAAAUGCAAUUGCAAACACUAUGCUUACCAUUUCUUCGAAUUGCGGCUCUGUUACGUCAACAUUUAUAUCGUCAUGAUAUGCCGGAAAUAUCCGCACCCGGAUUGGAAUUCGUUCGCCUGCUGUAUUAUCUUGAGCUGGUCACCGAUUCAAUGGAUUGGGAUUGUUUUAAUGCUUCCAAAGGUCUUUGCUUUAUACGUGGUACCGAAGAAUCCUUACCUAAAUUCUGGUGCGAGCAGCUAAUGAAUAUAAGACCACCAUUAGACACAAUUGGCGAAUUAGUUAUGAUUAAUCAACAUGUCGCUUGGCAGCAACCAAAGUUAUUGGAACUACCGCGCGAAUAUGAACGUUUAUUUACGUAUUAUCAUGAACGACCAUGUUUAAAUUGUUAUAAAGUACCAAAGGAAAGUUCAAUAUGCCUACUUUGUGGCACAAUAGUUUGUUUAAAACAGAACUGUUGCGUCGAGAAAGAUUGCUGUGAAGCGGUUAGACACACAAUUAUUUGCGGUGGUGGUAUUGGCAUAUUUUUGGUUGUCACCUCAACAUAUAUCAUUGUUAUACGCGGUCGACGAGCUUGCCUAUGGGGUUCUUUAUAUUUAGACGAUUUUGAUGAAGAAGAUCGUGAUCUAAAGCGCGGUAAACCGUUGUAUUUGAGUCAAGAUCGUUUCAGUUUACUGGAAGCACAAUGGUUAUCACAUAAGUUUGCCCAUACAAAACAGACUUGGGUAUUUCACAGAGAUCUCUUGUGAAAUAUGGAAGAUCUAUUGCGUAGCAUACAGGAGUUGGUAGGACAAAUUUAAAUUAAAAAAAGAAAAAAUACGGAAAAAAAGGAAAACAAAAAUAAACAAAAAAAAAAA
This is a messenger RNA of Glossina fuscipes, 7788 nucleotides long. It is a transcript of the gene Ubr3, whose product is annotated as E3 ubiquitin-protein ligase Ubr3. Gene Ontology annotation, biological process: ubiquitin-dependent protein catabolic process via the N-end rule pathway; protein ubiquitination. Gene Ontology annotation, cellular component: cytoplasm; ubiquitin ligase complex. Lineage: Eukaryota; Metazoa; Arthropoda; Insecta; Diptera; Glossinidae. The record is from RefSeq and is a predicted model, not a curated record. Gene Ontology annotation, molecular function: ubiquitin protein ligase activity; zinc ion binding. Bases 937 to 7680 code for a protein of 2247 amino acids. The transcript has 10 exons.